This is a messenger RNA of Trichogramma pretiosum, 1796 nucleotides long. Its product is annotated as zinc finger protein 585A-like. NCBI's taxonomy places the organism in Eukaryota, Metazoa, Arthropoda, Insecta, Hymenoptera, Trichogrammatidae. Gene Ontology annotation, cellular component: nucleus. Bases 234 to 1700 code for a protein of 488 amino acids. The transcript has a single exon. The record is from RefSeq and is a predicted model, not a curated record.
UGGUCAGUAGUAGUGUUACCCUAACUUCCAUGAAAGUCAACUGUCUUUGAUACUUUUAUUUGUUUAACACAAAUGGGUUCUUUUUGAAAAAUAUCAAUCGAGUAUACAAUUUUUUUGGUACUUUUAAAAAAAGUAUCAGUCAGAAAAUUACGUAUACCUAAAUCGAUAAAGAUAAAACUACUACACUCUUUUAAUCAAUUACGUGUGGUAAUUGUCCAAAGAAGUUUAAAAUAAUGGCGUCUAUCGGUGAACAUUGCUCGGCACUUGAUAGUGAUUCAGUUCACAAAAACCACGAAGGUUAUGUGUGCGGCUUGUGCCAACAAGAGUUUACAUCAGAACAGAACUUGAAUGUUCAUCACGAAAUUGUUCACAAAGGUAGAAAAAACUACGUAUGCGACGUAUGUCAAAAAGCGUUUACAACAAAUGGGUCCUUAAAAGUUCAUCGCAGAACUGUUCACGAAGGACAAAGAGACUACGUAUGCGACAUGUGUCCAGAAGUAUUUUCACAGAAGGGAAAUUUGUCGGAGCACAGAAAAACAGUUCACGAAGGACGAAAAAACUAUGAAUGCGAUGUGUGUCAAGAAGAAUUUUCUGAUCGGAGAAAUUUUAAGAAACACCAAAAAAUAGUUCACGAAGGGCGAGAAGACUACGUAUGUGAUGCGUGUCAAAAAACGUUUGCAACAAAUCAGAACUUAACAGUUCAUCGCAAAACAGUUCACGAAAAACAAAAAUACUACGUUUGCGACCUAUGUCCAAAAGCUUUUGGAAGAAAAUAUCAAUUGACAGUUCAUCGCAAAACUGUUCACGAAGGACGAAAAGACUACGUAUGCGAUGUGUGUCAAAAAACGUUUGCAACAAAUCAGAACUUAAAAGAGCAUAAAGAAACUGUUCACGAAGGACAAAGAGACCACAUUUGCGACGUGUGUCAAAAAGCAUUUACAACAAAACGGUCCUUAAAAAUGCAUCGUAGCACUGUUCACGAAGGACGAAGAAAUUACUUAUGCUACAAGUGCCAAAGAACAUUUAAACAAAGAAUCCAUUUGAUGAAACACAAUGAAACAGUUCACGAAGGACGAAGAGACUACGUAUGCGACAAGUGUUCAGAAACAUUUUCACAGAGUAGCAGUUUGUCGAGGCACAAAAAAAUAGUUCAUGAUGGACAAAGAAACCACAUUUGUGACGUAUGUCAAAAAGCAUUUACAACAAAUCAGCACUUAACAAUUCAUCGCAGUACCGUUCACGAAGGACGAAAAGACUACGUAUGCGAUGUGUGUCAAAAAACGUUUACAACAAAUCAGAACUUAACAGUUCAUCACAAAUCUGUUCACGAAGGAAGAAAAGACCACAUUUGCGACGUUUGUCAAAAAGCAUUUGGAACUAAACAAAAUUUGACAGAUCAUGAAGAAGGAGUCCACGACAGCCAAAAAGAUUUUGAGUGCUACACAUGCCACAAUGUAUUUAAAUGGAAAAGAAGUUUAUUACAGCACAUGAGAGUACACGAUGAACCCAAAAAACAAGAAUCCAACAACUCAAAUUCGUCAUUGAACAUUCAAGAUAAUACAAAACAGAAAUUGUACACAAUCAAUAGAAAUAAAGCGAUGAGGAAAUGCAACGAAUGCCAUGAAACAUUUGAUCAAAGACGUCAAUUGAUGAUUCACAUUUUUAAUGUUCAUCGAGCAAACAACUCAAAACGUACUUGAAAAGAUACCUAAUUACUUACUAAAAAUGUGCCAUCUAACAACAUACACUAAUUCAAUUUUAUAUAAUUUAAUUCAAUUGUACAUGGAAUAAAGACC